Molecule: messenger RNA, 681 nt
Organism: Acanthosepion pharaonis
Lineage: Eukaryota; Metazoa; Mollusca; Cephalopoda; Sepiida; Sepiidae
Source: the annotation of a GenBank genome assembly
AUGUAUAUUUUCCCCUAUGUCUUUUUAAUUCGAUUGUUCCUCCCCGUGAAAGACUUUUCUGCGCUUCGCUUAAAUCAGAUGUUCGUUUUCAACAAAGCGUGCACAGUCUCCGAUAUUGAGCACUCUUUCACGAUAAAUAUUACAAAUUUCAAACAAUCUAUCUAUCUAUCUAUCUAUCUAUCUAUCUAUCUAUCUGUUUGUCGAUCUAAUGUGAAAUACAAAUUUGAAACUAUCUAUCUAUCUGUCUGCUUGUCUGUCUGUCUGUCUGUCUGUCUAUCUAUCUGUCUUACAAAUUUGAAACUAUCUAUCUAUCUAUCUAUCUAUCUAUCUAUCUAUCUGUCUGUCUAUCUAUCUGUCUGUCUAUCUGAUGUGAAAUUAAAAAAAAAUCUAAACUAUCUAUCUAUCUAUCUAUCUAUCUAUCUAUCUAUCUGUCUGUCUGUCUGUCUGUUCCUCUGUCUAUCUGUCUGUCUGUCUAUCUGUCUAUCUGAUUACAAAUUUGAAACUAUCUAUCUAUCUAUCUAUCUAUCUAUCUGUCUGUCUGUCUGUCUGAUCACUCUUUUACCCAUAAAUAUUACAAACUUGAAACGAUCUAUCUAUCUAUCUAUCUAUCUAUCUAUCUAUCUAUCUGUGUGUCAGUACGCGCGUGACCGAAUUUUCUCUUAUUUUUUGGCAAUUAGAUAA